UUCAUCUGAGAUUUCUUCUGUAAGAAAAAAAUUCCCUUCGAAAAACAAAAGAAGGUUUUGAUUUCGUUUAUCAAAUCAUGAGAUUCCUCAAUUAGUCUACCCUAAUUUUUACUGCUCUUGUGUUCUUCAUCAACUAUUCUACCCUAAUCUUCGACCAAUUUCUUCUGGAAGAUUUUUGUUGCUCUUGUGUUCUUCAUCAAAUCAUGAGAUUCCGCAAUUAUUCUACCUUAAUUUUUCAGAUACGUUGUUAACAGAUCGGGAUUUCGUUUAAUUGCAGAUAAAAUUGUUGUUAGGGUUUUCAGUCGAUCCUUCACUAUUCUUCUGUGGAUCUAAUUGAUGUUUGCCCUAAUUUCUAUUUCAGGUUGAAAUAAACAGUUGGUGCGAUUUCAGGGAUUCAUUGCAAUCAAAUCUGCAUGGAUACAAAUCAAUAUGGCAGUGAUGGUGUACAAACUAUAACCACUCAAUCACUGCAGAAUAGUGCAUAUGUUGGGAAUAGUUUCAAAGUUUUUGUUGAAGUUGAUGCAGCUUGUAGACCAAUGAAGAAAAAUUUGCUUCUCGUGUAGGGGAACUUAUACGAGCGCAUUGCCCAAUACGUUAUGAAGAUUGGAGGAUUGUCCCGGAAAACUUUAAGGAGGAUGUGUGGAAUGGCUUAAUGAGCGAGUUUAAGUUUAAUGCUCCUUCGCACUUGGUACGCCCGAACCUCGAAGUAACCUUUUCACAGAAGUUCAGAACAUUCAAAUACCAGCUUCGGCAGAAUUAUUUCAAGAUAUCCAGAGGUAAAGCACAAAUUGAAGCAUCUAUUCAAGCUGGUUUGGAUCCAAAUGCGUGGAAAAGCAAAGAGGAGAUUCUAGAAACGUUCUGAUGGGGGUUACUCCAAGUAAUUGGACCGUUUUCUUUGAGAAUGAGUUCAAAGAAGGAGUCAAAGAAAGCCAUCAAAAGAAAUCAGAGAACAAAAAGAAAUGCACAAUCCCUCAUACUCUUGGGAGGCGUACCUAUGCGAACAAAUGUGAUCUCCUUGUAUCUUGCAGAAGAGGAUGGGAUGGUUACAGAGGAUCGCGAAUACACUUGGAUGAAGGGUCGUGAAAAAUGCGAUGAAACUGUUCAUCUAUCAGCAGUUGAAAAAUAUGAACAAGUCAAAGCUGCCUAUGAGAAGCGGAAAGAGGGAGGAACUGACUGCUCAUAUGAUUUUGAUUCUGAUGGUUUAGUUGAUGUCUUUGGCCAAAAUAAGGGUAAAAGGUCUUUACGUGUCUUUUCCUCCAGCGUUUCUGCGAAGCGUGCUAAGCAAGCAUUCCUGACUGCUUCUCUUCGCGAUUCUACAGUUAACAAAUGCAACUCCCCUGUCAUCAGACUGAAAAAGGUCAUGGCACAAAAUAUAUCCAGUGUCCAUCCGACAAGCGAAGAAACAAUCUUGGAUGAUUCUUGUACCCCCAACUCUGAGUUCCCUCUCCAGAAAAUCAUGCUUUUACCAGGAAUUUAGAUACCAUGUCAGAGCCACAACCUUUCGACAAUUCUGGUUUUGAAGAGUCUUCAUAUCAGAGUGUGAAUUUGUUGGACAUGAAUGGAAAAAUAGUUGCAGCUGGAUAUGUGGCAACCGGUUUGGAAGGUGAAGUCUGUCACCACAGAAUUGUCCAAAAAAAACGAGACGAAAGUUCGCAUAGAACGCGUCUACGAUGAUUCUGCACAAAUUUGGGACCCUCCUCAAAGUGAUGACUUCUAUAAGCUAUCUUCUUAUGUUGCUGGUGGUUGGAUAAUAUGGCAUAAGAAGCGUCUGCUAUUUACAAAUUAAACUUUGUGUACCUUGUUACAGAUCAGUACUACUAGGUAGAGUUUAUGUUUUAAUUUAUGAUAGUUUCUAUUGUUUAGUGUUUUAAGAGUGUAUUGGGGAUAUCCAGUGGAUGUUGAAAUAUAUUUCUUUUUACUAAUUUAAUUUCUAUAUCUAUUAAAAAGUUUGGGUACCA
Messenger RNA from Papaver somniferum (opium poppy), 1958 nucleotides. RefSeq lists its product as uncharacterized. The record is from RefSeq and is a predicted model, not a curated record. The coding region runs from base 902 to 1477 and encodes 191 amino acids. The transcript is spliced from 6 exons. Lineage: Eukaryota; Viridiplantae; Streptophyta; Magnoliopsida; Ranunculales; Papaveraceae.